AAAAACUAAUAUUCUGUUUAAUGUUCAUCUCACAAACUAAAAAUGUACAAUAAUUCCAUCGGAUAAUAGGAAAGACAUCUGUAAAACAAAAUCCUAAUCACAGUGCUAUACAAAAAGUGAUAAAACGUGAUAAAAAACAAUUAUUCUUAACUCUAUGUAAAAUCUUUAUUAAACUUUAUCCUACAUCAAAGACAAGAUUAAAAUAAAUACAACAACAAAGUAUAAACAAAAAUAAAUCUAAAGUUAUAUUCAUUUUUCCUAUGGACAAACUGUACAAAAUAUGUUUUGUUUUAAUUUCUUUAUAUACUUCUAUAGGUACGAUGACUACAGGGAUGGCCCGUUGUUCAGCUUUCAGAUAAAAACAUUAAAAAAAUCUACAAACAACAAAUAGGAGAAAUUAUUGAUACAUUAGGAAAAAAUGUAAAAACGAUAAAACGCCAACUUUAUUUCAAUAUUUUUUUACUAUAUCGACGCGACGGUCCAAUAUCGACGCCCAAAGUCAAUGUCAAACUUCAAAUGUAUACGUUACACGUCCACUUAAAGUCGAACAUCAACAUCAAAAGUCAAAUAUUUUUAAGGCCUAAUUUAUAAUUAAAGUCUUUAUUUAUAGUAAAAAGAGAUAAAGAGAGAAAAAUUAUUGAAUGCAAAAUGAACAAAUACGCAGAUUUUUUAGUUUAAAAGACGAUAAAUAAAAGAAAAUUUAAGUAUUAACAAAUUUUGCAAUAAAAUAUAAAACAAAAAAGACUUUACCAUUAACGUUAACAAAUCGUUAUAUUUGUAUGAUUCUGACGCUAUUUUCUUGUAGUAUUUUUGUGUUACUUACUGUAGUUAAUGGGAAUUAAGCACAAUUUCAGUUUUUAUAACAACGUUUCGAUUUCCACUUCAAUCACUCUCAAAAUAGGAAAAUGGAAAUCAAAACGUCAAAAUAAACGUAUUUUCAACUGAAAUUGCGGUUGUCAUUAAAUAUAACAUAACACAUUAUGUUUAUACUCACCAAAUGUAAAUCUCAAUGUCAAUGUCAAUGUCAAACGUCAAUAUCAACAGGAACGUCGUAACGUAAAACAAAAACUAACCGUGAAACAAUUUUUGAAAGUGAAUAUUUCAAGUUUACAUUAUUCCACAUUCCUCAAGAAAGAUACAAGGCACGUACGUGAAAAUAGGUAAAUUAUUGAUCAUUUAAUUAUAUUAAACCUGUUACCUACCUCGAUAUGGGGUAUUACAUAAUUUUCAAUGCAUUAUGUACAUGUUAAAAAUUAAUUUCAACUAUGAAAUUGUACACACAACGGGUCACCUGUAAGUGGUAUAUAUGUACAAUAAAAAACUAGCCUUAAAAAUAUUCUCAAACCUGUCUUUACAAACGAAAAGUACAUAUAUACAUAAAAGGAUAUUGUUCGAAAAAAGUCAAUCAAUUGUUUUAAAAUUUAGCAAAAUGAGUUUAACGAUUAGUAAAGUAGUGUCAGUUCGACGUAGAAUAGUAUAUUAACUUGGUAGUAUUAUUAGACACCUCAAUUUUAAGUAACGUCUGUGACGUCAACUGUCAAAUAGAAAAUACGUCAAGAGCAGAACAAUCAACACAUUUUAAAGCUCUUUCAAGCAUAUGGAAAGUGAGCCAAAAUGAGUCAAUGUUAUUUGAGGCAUUUUCAAUAUUAAGGAGUCAUUUUUGUGUUGUGUAUUAGAGUAAUUUGAUAUUAUAUGUCAAAAGUACGUGACGAUCACAAAAGUUAAUAAAACUUAAGAUAUUUUUCACACUAAAGAGUAGUUUUUGGUUUGUUUUAUAAAGAAUUGUACCAACAUCACAAAUACAAUGCAACAUAAGAUAUUUUCACAACAAAAGGGUCGUUUCUAUAUUGUGUUGUGGGGAAUAUGAACGAGAUUUGUCAGAAGAAUAUCAAAAUAACCAAAGUUCUGAAUCCUUUUUUCAGAACUAAAACGUGUUUUUUGUAUUUUGUGGAAUACGGUCGAGAAAGUGGUCAAAAGUGGUCAAAAAUGGAUAUAGAGUAAGAAAACGUCUCACAAAGAUGCAAAAACAUCAUCCAUGCAGUGCAGUAGAGAGAAUAAAAUUGCCGCGGCAUCAAUGGGUAAGAGGACUUAUGGAUAUAGGUGAGCAAUUGGGUAAACAAAUUGCAAAUUUAAGAACUUAUUUUCAGGUACAGACUGAGACAUCAACUUUACAUCGAGCAAUGUGAGCAGUAAAUGAUACAAUGCCGCUUAACUAAGGGAACAAGAAAUGCGCAUAAACUGAUUAGAAACAACGGAAUGACUCAGUAGCAACGAUUAUCCACCAAGAACUAGCUGACAAACUGGGACUUCUCGAAACCAACCAUCUUCCUUAUUAACAAUACGUCUCUGACAGAAUGCUUGAAAAUGACAACUACAAGCUCUACUGGGACCGCACUGUGCGUACAGACCAACCAGUGACGCAUAAUAGACCGGAUCUCAUACUAGUUAAUAAACUUACUAGACCAACAACACUUAUUGAUGUGGUGAUACCCAAGACCAAUAAUUUACGUGUUAAAUACAACGAAAAGAUCGCCAAGUACAGAGAUCUAAAAAAUACAAAUCAUGAAACAACGGAGAGUGGAAAGUACCCAGACAGUACCUAUUAUUCUCUCUAUUACUUGUGUUAUUCUUAAAAACGUCCUAGAGAACAUAAAACAGCUGCUUUUAAAUGAACAUCAAUAUAAGGCCAUGUAGAAAGCUUUACUCCUCGCGACGUCCAAAUGUGUACGAAAAUUUUUGGAAGAUACUCUAACAUCCCAAGUCACUUAGGGCUCGAUAACACGGAAAGAGUCCCACCAGAACUCAAUCCUUUUGAUACCGUAGGUAUCUGAGAUGAGUGAAUUUUCCCCUUAGAGGGAGUGUGAGCAGUAUGGCUAAAUCUGGGAUAAUAAGACAAGGAGAAAAAACAAACUAGCUUUAAUUACUUUUAUUUAUUUGUCUUUGAGGCUUUAAUGUGAUCUGUUUUAAAUAAUUUUCGCCAAAGACAGAAAACUCAUAAAUAAUUUGUAAGGUUUUUAAGUGACUAAUGCACAAAAAACCAACAGAGGGACAAGAAAACAUUAACUCAUUGGUCAACUAUCCCUAAUGGAGGUGUGACUAAUAAUGCUGUACACAUAUACAACAUAUUUGACAUGUAAAAAGUUUCUGCGCAUAAUUGACACAACUUUUACUGGAAUUUCCAUCACCAACAUCAUUAGUUUCCGUUUGGUGAAUAUUUUGCAUUAAAUUUUUUCACUAAGGAAAAAAUGUAUUGGAUUCUUUUUAAUUCACAAAAACUUAAGUAAUAUAGCUACUGAAAGGCCAAACACACGAAACAAUGCUUGGUAAUUGCAUUGAUAACUAAUAAACACAUUCACAUUGAAAUAUAUACAGGAUAUUGACUCUUGAUUGACCCUUUACGAUCUAAACCCGAACAUUAACCACUGUAAAUAAAAAAAAGUACCAACACAGAACUGUUAAAAUAAGAAAAAUGUAAAAUAUGUAAAUAAAUAGAUCCUAAAGCCAGCACAGCCCUAUAUAUUUAAUAGAAUAUAACAUAACAUGAUAACUGUAAGGCAAUACUUUUUGUUUUAUUAAUAUAUUAAGUAUAAAAUCACUUGUUAAGGGCCAAUCUUUAAGUUCUAAUGUAAAAUGAAAAGUUUUGGAAGUGAAAUCCUCCACAUUACUAUAAAUGUUGAUAAAAGGGUACACGAAAGUGGAGAAAACGAUAAACUUUAAUGUGUGCAUGCAAAAAAAUUAUAACACGCAAUAUUGCACUAAUAUAGAUCGAAUAAUUAUUAAUAGAGACCAUUCGAAAUGUUUACGACUCAUGCACAAGAAUAGCAACCGAUAGAAGAGUUGCAGCUUCUCUGUAAAGUUUAAAUUUAACAAAACAGCUGGUUUACCACGAAAAACUCAAAGACUGGCAACCCAACACGUUAAAUAUUGUUUAAUGUAUCAAAUACAACUUAUAUUUUAAGAGAUAUAAAGUGUAGGUAGUCGUUCCAUUCAAAUAUCUACAGAUUUUAUUCAUUGUAUUUUUUUAUUUAUCUAGCGUUAUAAAAGUUAUAGUUGAUAAAAAUUGAAGCUCAUCAUUGGGCAAAUUGUAUUAAAAAUAUUGUCUAAAUUUAGUACGUAACGACACGACGUAGCAAAUUCACGAACGCCACUGCUAUAGACACGCCUCUUGGAAAUAUAAUCACGCGCGCAUUGAAAUCACACCCUUAGGAUUUGGUAACUAUAUUUACUUAACUGCGCAACAUAUUAAGUAGAAAUAAGAGUUGGAUAUAAAAAUUACGCCACUGAUAUAGAUACGCCUCUUGGAAAUAUGUAAUGGGCGCGCAUCAAGACCACGCAUUUCGAAUUCAGUGAUUAGAAUCACUUGAGCAACAUAUUAACCUGAAGUAAAAGCUGUAAAUCAAAGUUAUUAAAGCAAAUUGUGAAUGGAUGUGAAAACUGUAAGUAGGUAUUAGUCAAAGAUAUUGUAUACAUUUUGUACUUUGUAUGUAACGACAUGGCAAAUUCACGAAUGCCACUGAUCUAGACACACCUCUUGGAAAUGUGAUCACGAACGAGCAUUAAAGCCACGAUCUUGUAAUUCGAAGACUAUGGAAGCGCCAAUGCAGAUGGUACCACUAUAACUGAAACGCAAGACAAAUUACGUAGAUGGAAAGAAUACAUUGAACACCUAUUUUAUGACCAAAAAGUAGAACAAGUAGAAGUUGACGGAGAAACCACGGGACCAGAAAUAAUGAAAGAGGAAGUUAUUUAUGCCAUAAAACACAAAGCUUCAGGACCCGAUAAAAUACCAAUUGAACUAUUGAAGAUAAUAUUGAUGGCUUGGUAGACCUUUUUAACUCCAUAUACAAGACGGGACACAUACCCAAAGAAUGGCUUCCCUCAACUUUUGUAACGAUUCCAAAUAUCACAAAUGCUAAAGAUUGCAAUGACUUUCGGACAAUUGCAUUAAUGAGCCACACAUUGAAAACUUUCCUUAAAAUCAUACAUAACAGAAUCCACAUGAAAUUAUAACAAGAAAUAACUGAUUCAAAGAUGGGUUUUAGAAAGGGUCUAGGGAAGCUACAGAAGCAUUAUUCGGAGUCAAUGUUCUGACACAACGACUUCUGGAUAUGAAUCAGGACAUAUAUGCUUGCUUCAUAGAUUUUAAAAAACUUUUGACAGAGUUCAACAUGAAAAGCUUUUAAGUAUUCUUAAGACCAAAAACAUAGAUAGUAGAGAUCUACAAAUUAUAUCGAAUCUGUAUCAAAAUCAGAAAGCAAGAAUAAGAAUCGAAGGAGAACUGACAAAGGAAGUAAGUAUACUUUAGAGUAUACUUUCACCACUCUUAUUCAACGUCUACAGUGAAGUGAUGUUUCAAGAAGCUUUAUUGGAUAUUGUGGAAGGCAUUUUGGUCAACGGAAAUAAUAUUAAUAUUAAAUAUGCGGAAGAUACGGUCAUAUUUGCAAGUGACAUGAAAGAUCUACAGUACAUAAUACAACAUGUAUACAAUGUAUGUGAAAAGUACGGACUGAAAAUGAAUCUCAAGAAAACAAAACGAAACGAAAUCAAUGACAUUCUCAAAAAAAACACAAAAUGUAGAUAACCUGAUCAUCAAUAAUACAACGAUCGAAAGAGUAACAACAUAUAAAUAUUUAGGAACGUGGCUAACUGAAGAUGUAGAUCAAACAAAAGAAAUCAGAUCCAGAAUAGAAAUGGCAAGAAACACGUUCAUAAAAUUGAAGAAGUUACUUUGCAACCGUAACCUUAAUCUAGAGAUCCGCACAAGAAUGCUACGUUGUUACGUUAUUUCUACUUUACAAUAUGGCAUGGAAGCGUGGACAAUAAAACAGUCUGAAAUCAAAAAAUUAAACUCCUUUGAGAUGUGGUGCUACAGGAGAAUCCACGGAAUAUCGUGGACUGAAAAAGUAACUAAUAUAGAGGUGUUACAAAGAACGAAGAAAGAAUGUGAAGUCAUAAAAACUGUUAAAAUUAGAAAGAUUCAAUAUCUGGGUCAUAUAAUGAGGGGCGAGAAGUACGUAUUACUUAGGUUAAGUAUGCAAGGGAAGAUACAAGGGAAGAGAAACCCAGGACGACGCAAAAUAUCCUGGCUAAGAAAUUUGAGAGAGUGGUUCUCAAAUUUCAGUAAUGAUUGA
Messenger RNA from Diabrotica balteata, 6131 nucleotides. The record is from the annotation of a GenBank genome assembly. NCBI's taxonomy places the organism in Eukaryota, Metazoa, Arthropoda, Insecta, Coleoptera, Chrysomelidae.